AUAAUCAAUUCAUACACUCCCGGCAGCAGCAUAUAGUGAUAUAGAAAUUCUUUCUUCAAAGGGAGUUUCGUUAUACCUCUAAAUUUAUACCCUCAUUUAAGUACAGUCUGUUAAUUACAAUAUCUAUUUAAGAACGAAAUAUUAUUAACUCACAAUAUUAAAUUACGUUAUAAAUCUGAGUAUAAUGGCUCACGAGUAUAUUCAAGGUCGAAUAUCUUUUAAACGAACAUACAUACUACUAUAAUUGCAACCUGAUUGCAAUGAUCUUUGCAAUCUCUAAUGUCUAGCGCCGCACGUGUGUCGUGACUAUAACGUGAACUACAAGUGAAAACAUCGCGCCACUGGUCUGAAGUAAACACGCGCUCCAACCUCAACUGAAUCUCACUGUUUCUAUAGUUUUCCUUCUAACUGCACGUGAAAAUAUAUUUAGUAAAAGUUCAACAAGUAAAAUUAGCAUGUUGAACAAUACUAAGCUUUUUAAUUUGAUAAAAAGAAAAUAUUCGUAAUGUACCUUUAAAUAAUGUCAAUAAAUUUGAUAAUGAUUAGUUCUGGACCUCAUUGAAAACUGAUUAUCUUCAAAAAAAAGUUUCAUUAAUUUAGUGCUACAACUUAUUGGCUAUAAAGUUGCUAGAGUGAAUAUGAACAAUCCUGGACGACGGUUUCGCGGUGGUCACGCUGGUCCCAGGAGAAAACGACGAAAAUCUUCUUCAAAUCAACCAGCAUCGAACAAGCGUAGAAGAAAAGAAAACGAUGCACCACCCAAUGAACAACCAAAUUCAUUACCUGUCAAUCCAGAUUUGGAUGUCAAUGCAAUUGUCAGAAGUCGAAACUGUCCUUAUUAUGGAUGGAAAUUGUAUUUUCAUGAUAAAGACUAUAGUAAAGAACAUGAUCUACUGAAAAAAAUACAAGCCACGGAAAGCUUUCUGGCAAGGCAUCAAGAUUUGAUAUCAUUGGACGGGUUGAAUGCCGGAACAGCAUUUAACAUAGAUGUUAACAGUUUCUAUAAUGACAACGAUUUUCUAAGCGAUUGGAGCAAUUUUAAGAAAGAGAUGCGAGAAAAUCCUAGUGAAACUUUGAAUUGCUUAGGUUUGGCUGUACAUCAGCUUGUUGUUGAAAGCUUACAAAAAAACGUUGAAGGCAAUUCCAUUGAACAGUUAAUCAGUUUGCCAAUGAUAAGAGUCAAAGUGUUUAACCAUGGUCCGAUAGUGUCAUUGAAAGAUCUCAAAGUCUGUUAUUAUGGAACUUUAGUUGCGACUCGUGGUUGUGUUAUAAGAGUCGGCCGUACUCGUCACUUAGCUCAGUGGGUUGUUUUUUCUUGCAAAAAAUGUAAACUGCUAAAAGUACAAAAACAAGAAAAUGGAAUUCUCACAAAACCAAAAAAGUGUGAUGUCUGUGGAACUGCCAAGUUUGUGCCAAAAUUGGAUUCCCCUUAUGUCAUAACUGUGCCAUUUUUAACAAUUAGACUCCAGGAACAUUUUGGUGAAGAAUCGGAUGACAGGGGUCGAAUGCCUCGGAUAUUGGAAGUAGAGCUCAUAGGUGACCUGGUGGGAUCUUGUAUGCCUGGUGAUGAUGUCACUGUUGUAGGAAUAAUAAAAGUCCGUGGUACGGAUGAUGGAAAACGAAAAAUCAAAGGACGAAAAACCGUGCGGGCAUGUUCCAUAUACAUGGAAGCUGUUUCAAUAAAAAACAACAAGAGUAAUUCGAAAGCAAAGUCCGAUGUAGGAGUCGAUCUGAGUAUCAAAGAUUAUUUUGCCAUAAAGGAAGUUCAUAGUGAACCAGACAUAUUCUCGUUACUAGUACGUUCACUUUGUCCGAAUAUAUAUGGCCAUGAAAUGGUAAAAGCUGGAUUACUGUUGAGUUUAUUCGGUGGAAGUUUGAAACACGCGUCGUUACGCGACGACAUUCACGUGCUCAUGAUCGGGGAUCCGGGUCUUGGAAAAUCGCAAAUGUUGCAAGCUUGUGCUCGCGUGGCUGCCAAAGGUGUCUACAUUUGUGGCAAUUCCAGCACGCGAUCUGGUCUUACGGUUACCCUGUCCAAGGAAGCGGGUAGCAAAGAUUUUGCUCUUGAACCCGGCGCUCUUGUUCUUGCUGAUCGUGGCUGUUGUCUCAUCGAUGAGUUUGACAAAAUGCCUACUCAGCAUAAGGCAUUGCUGGAAGCCAUGGAACAACAGAGUGUGACCGUAGCAAAAGCGGGGGUCGUCUGUUCUCUUCCAGCAAGAACUUCAAUACUUGGGGCCGCGAAUCCGAUCGGUGGUCGGUACAACCGAGCCAAAACGGUCAUAAAAAAUUUGAGCAUGAGCACACCAUUGCUUUCCCGUUUUGAUUUGGUGUUUUUAUUGCUCGACGAGCCGAAUGCGAUGCUGGAUAGCUUGAUGUGUGCUCAUAUCAUGGAUAGUUAUGCAAGGGGCAACAAAAAUGUUGCUACAAGUGGCAACACUCAAGUUGAAACGAGUUCAUCUGGUCGCAUUUCAACAAAAUCAGCGACACUAAGGGAAAGACUUACAUUGCUAAAUAAUCGAAUGGACGGUUUGAUUCCCCAAUCAAUAAUCCGAAAAUACAUCGCGUACGCUCGUCAGUACGUUCAGCCAACAUUGUCCGAAGCAGCAGCGAAGAUUCUACAAGAUUUUUAUUUGGAACUUCGUGAAAAAACCACUAUAUUUGGAAGCAUACAGGUUUACAGCAGGCAAUUGGAAGCGCUGAUAAGACUCACUGAGGCAAGAGCUAAGCUAGAACUCCGAGUCGAGGCGACAGCGGCGGACGCCAGUGACGUCGUUGAGUUGGUAAAAUGCACUUUGACUGCUGUUCCACCGGAAGUGCCAGCUUUGAAUUCAUCUUCGGACGGUGGAAAACUCACUGCCAACAAAGUGAACGAAUUUAUUUCACUUCUGAGGGACGAAGUUGAGACAGAAGACAACAGACUUUUUCGGAAAACAGAUUUAAUGGAAAUUGCCCAGAGGGGGGGCAUAGUCAUUAAGGAUUUUUCUCGUUUUAUUAACAAACUCAAUCAAGAGGGAAUUCUUAUUAAGAGAGAUAAACAGUUGUAUCAGUUUGUUCAAGAUUGAUUAUUUUUCAAACAAAAAAUAUAUUAUAUCACACUUCCCAAGCUAGAA
Molecule: messenger RNA, 3110 nt
Organism: Venturia canescens
Lineage: Eukaryota; Metazoa; Arthropoda; Insecta; Hymenoptera; Ichneumonidae
Product: DNA helicase MCM8-like
Exons: 13
Coding region: 639-3062 (807 amino acids)
Cellular component (GO): nucleus; MCM complex
Molecular function (GO): ATP binding; single-stranded DNA helicase activity; single-stranded DNA binding
Source: RefSeq, a predicted model, not a curated record